Dothidotthia symphoricarpi CBS 119687 is the source of this 570-nucleotide messenger RNA. RefSeq lists its product as uncharacterized. The record is from RefSeq and is a predicted model, not a curated record. The transcript has a single exon. Lineage: Eukaryota; Fungi; Ascomycota; Dothideomycetes; Pleosporales; Dothidotthiaceae. The coding region runs from base 78 to 485 and encodes 135 amino acids.
AACCAGGCCAGUGUUCACAUCCAAUCAAGACCUCAACAUCCAUCUCACUCCAUUGGCGGCUGUUUAAUCAAACAACUAUGCUACUCGCUAAUCCAGACCUCACAACACCCCCACAGCAUCACCCGAAAAAGCCACUCGAAAAGCGUAAAGUCCCACAAACAGGCCUCCAAAACAACAACCCUACACCAAGCGAAACACCUUCCAAAACAAUCCCAAAACGCAGAUCCCUCGUAAAGUUUUGCCCUUCCCUUUCGCCAUCCUCGGCUCCAAAAAAAAGCGAAACCGAGCCAUCACCCUACAACCAGGAACCCCAGCAAAAAAGACCCCACCCCACUCCCUCCACCACUUACCACCACCGCACGCGCUCCACGUGUCUAGCCCCAAUACCCAGGACCCCGGAACCCGUUUUCCCGCCAAAGCGCCCACACACGCAGGUCAGCCUGCACUGCCCAGAUCCGGCGCUUAGGCGCGUAAUCUGUUCGUAGCAAAAAAGGGUCUGAGAGAGAGAGACACACAGCCUCGCGCCCCUCCCUCCAUGCAUCACAACAUGUGUUUUCCGACCCCCCCCCC